Glarea lozoyensis ATCC 20868 is the source of this 456-nucleotide messenger RNA. RefSeq lists its product as uncharacterized. Bases 1 to 456 code for a protein of 151 amino acids. The record is from RefSeq and is a predicted model, not a curated record. The transcript has 2 exons. Lineage: Eukaryota; Fungi; Ascomycota; Leotiomycetes; Helotiales; Helotiaceae.
AUGAAAUUCACACUCCUCACCACCGUCUUCGCUCUCUGCAGCACCAUCACAGCCCAAACCCUCGACUCAGCAGGAAAUGCCGUUCUAGGGCCAGGAGAUGUCGUCACCGCGCUCUCCGGCAUCGUCCCCACGACCAUCACCCUCGCGCCAGCAGCCUCCACAUCCCUAGCAUCCGUGCUCGUCUCGCUGGCUACGUCCAUCGUCGUGGAUCUGGCGGGGAAAUCAGAGUUCAGUUCGUUCACCGCGCAGUACAGACCCGAUCAGCUGUCUACGGCGUCCAUGCCGCCGCAGCUCUCGAGUCUGGUUGCGAGUUAUGCGGGCGUCGUUAAUGCGACCGUUUCUGCGGCUUUGGCGCAGGCGACGCCUGUGAAGGGGGGUGCGGGGAGGAAUGAGAUGGGCAUGGUGGUUGCGGGGGUGGUUGGGGUUGUGGGUGGUGUUUUGGCUGUGGUUGUUUGA